AUGAUGUAUCCACGCUCAGCGCCCAGCGCUCAUCACGCACUUUUUCUGGAAAUUUAUACAUGCAUCAUACUUCUCCAAAAAUGAAGUUGCCAACUUUUGACAUCCCCACGCUCACUUUUCAUAAAGCGAUGACUAGGCAGCCUUAACCAUCUACUAUAAUUGCAAACCGCUAUGUCCAACCCGAAUACUGCAUAUACUGAUGUUCUCAUCGUUGGUGCGGGACCAUCUGGUCUCAUGACCGCACUCAGUCUCUCUCGCCUUGGAAUCAAAGUCAGGAUCAUCGAUAGGAGGCUACCCGGAGAAACGUCUGGUCAGGCUGAUGGAACUCAGCCAAGGAUGAUAGAAAUAUGGGAUAGUUUUGGCAUCGGUGAAGAACUACGGCGCGACGGCUUCCACGUCCAUAAGCUAGUCACUUACAAACCGAACGAAGAAGGCAAUGGAAUAAAGGAAUGCGACCCGGGUGUUAACAUCACUGUGGAUUCAACUCCAUAUCCAUACGAGAUCAUUGCCCCCAUAGAGGUUUCCGAGGGUAUCCUACGAAGAGCCCUCGGUGAAGGUAGUAUUUCAGUCGAAGAACCCGUGGUACCUGUGUCGAUAGUUAUCGACGAGUCUGAUUCUAAUGCGGAGAACGAGUACCCUAUCAAGCUUACUCUGGUGCACUUGAAUAAAGAAUACGUGCACUCCAACUCCGUUCCCCAAGAGCAGAGGGGAAAUCUAGUAAACAACCCAGCUGCUGUUCGUAGUACUGAAGUUGUCGGGGCCAAAUAUGUUGUCGGUUGCGAUGGAGCUCGCUCUUGGGUACGCAGAUCUAUGAACAUAGUUAUGGAAGGAGAGAAAAAUGAAAAUACCUGGGGCGUGAUUGACUUCACUCCAAUAACGGAUUUCCCAACCCCUUGGGCCAAGAACAUUAUCCAGUCGCCUAUAUCAGGUGCAAUGGGGUUCGUUCCUCGGCCUCUUGAUACGGGCCGAAUGUAUAUAUUGCUGAGGGAUUCGAUUGGCACGGGUCAUGAUGAUUCUGGAAAUCCUUUGGGUAAACUUACAAACGAACGCAAGAUCGUAAAGGCUGUCGAAGAUGGUCUUCUGCCGUUCAAGAUGGAACUUACUGAUAUAACUUGGUUUAAUAUAUACAAAGUUGCUCAAAGGGUAGCAAACAAGUUCUCUCAUUUAAAUCGCGUGUUUAUUGUUGGGGAUGCCUGUCACACUCAUUCUCCUCAAGCAGGGCAAGGGGCCAAUACGUCAAUGACUGACGCCUGCAACCUUGCGUGGAAACUUGCUUAUGCUAUUAGAGGCUGGGCAAAGCCAAACAUCUUGGACACCUACGAAGAAGAACGUCGACCUUACAGCAUCGAUCUAAUUGCGUUUGACAAGGAGCUAUCCAAGUUGUUCAACCCAGAAGGAGUGUCGCCUGAAGAAUACACGCAGCUCUGGAAGCUUCGAAAUAUGUUCACAACUGGCAUUGGAUUACGAUAUAGCUCAUCUCUGAUUUAUCAGCAUUUUCAGCAUUUAGCAGAAGGUCUACGAUUAGGCGAACGUGUUCCUCCAGGAACAAUUAUCCGACACGGUGACUGGAAUCCAAUUAACUUACAAGAGUUGAUAUCCUACGAUGGGAAAUUCAAAAUGCUGCUCUUUCCCGGAGCCAUCACUCAAUCGAACGUAGUUGAUCAAUGGUUAAAAACAGUUAAUGUGCUGAACAGCAUCUUAUCUGAGGAGCGGAGUCGUGUGUUGGAGCCUUUCUUGGUUUUGAACGUGCCUAAAGAAACUCGGGUUCACGCCUCUCCCAUGCCAAUUUUUGCGAGUGCAAAGAAUACAUUUGUGGACGAUAGCUUACGGGUGACUGGAUCCACUGGAAAGUUAUAUCAGGAAUUUGGUGUAACAUCAGGGGUUGUUGUGUUAGUGCGUCCAGAUGCGCAUAUUUGUAUGAUCUUACCAUUAGAAGCUGCCUUUGUCUCUGAUAUCUGUAAAUACCUACACUCGAUAUAGUUAUUGUAGUUACAUGCGGCCUAUCUUUUAUCCCACCUGCCAAGUGGGUGCUAUGCAUGUGGGCAGCCAUUGAGCAGAUCUUGAGCUCAUCAUUCUCCGGCCUUCCUUUUUUGUCC
Molecule: messenger RNA, 2096 nt
Organism: Serpula lacrymans var. lacrymans S7.9
Lineage: Eukaryota; Fungi; Basidiomycota; Agaricomycetes; Boletales; Serpulaceae
Exons: 16
Coding region: 172-1980 (602 amino acids)
Molecular function (GO): FAD binding
Source: RefSeq, a predicted model, not a curated record